CCGCCGCCGUCGUCACCGGCGCCCUGACCGGCGGGUCGCGUACCGGAAGACAGAGCGCGAGAGAGAGACAGCGCGCGCGAGAGAGAGAGAGGGGGAGAGAGGGAGAGGGGGGCCGGCAUGGGACACACUUCACAUCGGCGCCGCCGUUUGCGAGACGUGGUUCUGUUAGAUCCGGAGGUCCUGUUAGAUCCGGAGGUCGGGGCCGUCACAUGUACCGCGCUGCGCUGGACUGAGCAUGGCAUGGAUCGGUGAGAGGAAGGGAACACAACGGACACACGGUACCGCUGCUCUGUGCCGUCUGAGCGGGACGUCUAAACCCUUCUGAUCGUAAGCCCGGCUCGCAGACAUUGUGGACCCACUUUGUUUUGCACUGGGGGGGCCCCUGGACACCGCCACCUCGGGCUGGCCCGGGUUAAGUUGAUGCUGGCGCACCGCGCUCCCCACCAUUCUCCCCUGCACCUCCUCUUGCAUCUCUCCCCUCCCUCCACCCACCAUGGCCAUGAGCGGUGACCCUGGGUGUGAGAGGAUGGACCCCGACUCGGACGAGCGGAUCGGCGACCUCACAGACCUCAUGUCGGCUAUGACGACCAGCAAGCCGGGCGGUUCGUCAGCCAACGGUGUGAGGAACGGCACUCAGCAGGGCUGGGCUCAGCCCAAACAGUCCCAGCCGUCACGGCCCCACCUGUCAGGGAGGAAGCUGUCACUGCAGGAGAGAGGAUCCUGCUCGUCCACGGGCCCGGGAGGGGGCUACGCCCACAUCUCCCCCCGCAUGGCUCGCAGACCCACCGUGGAGUCCAAGCGGGUAUCCAUAUCGGACACACAGGACUGCAUCCAGCUGAAUCAGUACAAGCUGAAGAGUGAGAUAGGAAAGGGCUCUUAUGGUGUGGUCAAACUUGCCUACAAUGAGGACGACGACAAGCAUUAUGCCAUGAAACUGGUGUCCAAGAAGAGGCUGAUGAAGCAGUGUGGUUUCCCACGUCGUCCGCCCCCCAGAGGACCCAAAGCGGCCCAGGGAGAGCAACCCAAAAUCUUAGGACCCCUUGAAAGAGUCUACCAAGAGAUUGCCAUCCUUAAAAAGCUGGACCACGUAAAUAUUGUCAAGCUGGUGGAGGUGUUGGAUGACCCUACGGAGGAUAACCUUCACAUGGUAUUUGAGCUAAUGCACCAGGGUCCGGUGAUGGAGGUGCCCACCGACAGUCCUUUCUCAGAGGAGCAGUCGAGGAUCUACUUCAGAGACAUCAUCCUGGGCAUCGAGUACUUGCACUACCAGAGGAUAGUCCACCGGGACAUCAAGCCAUCUAAUCUGCUGUUGGGAGAUGAUGGCCACGUGAAGAUCGCCGACUUUGGCGUCAGCAACCAGUUCGAGGGCAGCGAUGCUUUGCUCUCCAGCACAGCAGGCACUCCGGCUUUCAUGGCCCCCGAGACCCUUUCAGACAACUGCAAGAGCUUCAGCGGAAAAGCGCUGGAUGUGUGGGCAAUGGGAGUGACUCUCUACUGCUUUGUCAUUGGCAAGUGCCCGUUCUUCGAUGAGUACAUCCUGGCGUUGCACAAUAAGAUAAGGAGCAAGUGUGUGGAAUUCCCAGAGUCACCAAACAUCAGUGAGGAGCUGAGGACUCUGGUCCUGCGGAUGUUGGAUAAAAACCCAGACAACAGGAUCACCAUCCCGGAAAUCAAGAUGAAUCAGUGGGUGACGCAGGGAGGAGCUGACCCCUUACCGUUGGAGGAAGAGCACUGUUCUGUGGUGGAGGUGACAGAAGAGGAGGUUCAGAACUCGGUGAAAUACGUCCCCAGUCUCUCUGCGGUGAUCUUGGUUAAGGCCAUGUUGAGGAAGCGCUCCUUUAGUAAUCCCUACGAGUGUCCCAGCCGGAGGGAGGAGAGGUCCAUGUCGGCGCCUGGUAACCUGCUGAUGAAGGGAAGCAGUGGCGAUGGGCCCAGGGAAGGAGAGCUGGAGGACCUGUAUGAAGAUGAGCCGUCCUCUUGAGUCCUUACGGCGUCUCCAGUCAGCCCAGCUUCCUCUUUAUGUCCUUUUGGUCCAACCACUGUACCCUCGCCCCUCUUCAUCCUCUACAUUCUCCUAAACUCCACCAAUUUGUCCGAGCUUGUCCGUCUAUCAACUGUAAAUGCCUGAGAACCGUCGUUGAUGAUAUAUUACCCCUAGAGAUGCAUGCCUCCAAUGCUCUUGUUUGACUGACAUGCAAACCUGUGCCUGUAGGCUGUUGGUGUUUUUUACUUCGUCCCUGUCCCUGUCCAUCAGAUGAUCCUUUCUGUUUACCCGUCUCCACUGCUCUACUCUAUAUUUCUCCUUUUCUUUCAAGGUUUUUAGCAGUAGGGACACCAUCUUGCAUUUCGUCUACUUUAUCUCAUCAACUCAGCUGUUUACCGCUAUGACUGAGAGCGCUCAAGGAACUCCGUCAGCUCUGCGGAUGAAUUUACCUUCUCAUGUUGUUUUUCCCUCAGCAUACGACUAAAGCAUGUACGCCCGCCUGCUGGCA
This is a messenger RNA of Lampris incognitus (smalleye Pacific opah), 2492 nucleotides long. RefSeq names its product calcium/calmodulin-dependent protein kinase kinase 1, alpha a (gene camkk1a). The record is from RefSeq and is a predicted model, not a curated record. The transcript has 16 exons. NCBI's taxonomy places the organism in Eukaryota, Metazoa, Chordata, Actinopteri, Lampriformes, Lampridae. Gene Ontology annotation, biological process: protein phosphorylation; CAMKK-AMPK signaling cascade; activation of protein kinase activity. Bases 494 to 1981 code for a protein of 495 amino acids. Gene Ontology annotation, molecular function: ATP binding; protein kinase activity.